This is a messenger RNA of Gadus morhua (Atlantic cod), 1025 nucleotides long. Its product is annotated as galactose-specific lectin nattectin-like. The coding region runs from base 85 to 840 and encodes 251 amino acids. NCBI's taxonomy places the organism in Eukaryota, Metazoa, Chordata, Actinopteri, Gadiformes, Gadidae. The record is from RefSeq and is a predicted model, not a curated record. The transcript has a single exon.
UGCUGGCAUUCAAAAUGCACAGAAAGACGAAGCACUCAUAGGGGUAGGACGAUAAGAAACUCUGAAAACAGUUUGGACCAGAAUAUGGCCGAGGUGAUUUACACCAUGCCCAACAUGGCCAGGAACACUCAAGGAGAGAGAGAGGAGGGUAUAGAGGACAACUACGAUAGCAUUGAGAGCCUCAGAGAUCAACACCAGGACUAUGUGGGGACAGAGGAGUCCUCCAAUACUCUGGGAACAGUAAGAAGUCAGCAGCCGGACCCUGUGAGCCCUCCUCGGUGUCCGAUCAGGGCUGUGGUGGUGCUUCUGGUCCUGCUGUCUCUUACCCUACUGGCUGGACUGCUUCGGUUUGUGAUGCAAAACAAGAACAUAUGCAUGGACAGAGACGUGGAGCAACUUCUCCAAAGGCUGAAGAAUGUGACAGAGCAGAGAGACUCACUGCUUUGUAAACAGGACUGUCCAGGUGGUUGGAAUAAGUUUGGUUGUAAAUGUUACCAGGUUACCAGAGAGUGGGGAUCCUGGAAUAAGAGCAGGGAGCUCUGUGUUUCCAAAGGAGCAGAUCUGGUGGUUGUGGACAGUAAAGAGGAGAUGGACUUCAUCAACAGGUACGGCGGGGACUUCUGGCUCGGAGCGACAGAUGAGGCCAGUGAUGGGUUGUGGAGAUGGUCUGAUGGGACCGUCCUGUCAGCGUAUAACCCCUCCUGGAGAAGAGGGAAACCUGAUGGUGACAAGGACAAGAACUGCCUAAGGACUGCCUGGGAGAAGACCAACUAUAAAUGGACAGUUGGGAGCUGUAAAGACGCCAGCUAUGGGAUUUGUGAAUACAAUUUAAUGAAAUGAUUGAUGAAAAAAUUUCUUGACUGAUUUAUUUCUUUGACUAUCUUAAUGCCAACAGUCAUUUGUUGUUUUGUCUCAUACUUGUUGAGUUCUGCCAUUCGAUGAGAGCUGUGAUUGGCUGUGAGGUGUUAUCCCCUUAAAAGGAGAUGACAUGAAGACUUCACUGGUCAGUGCAGGAGCUGUACUUA